Messenger RNA from Cutaneotrichosporon cavernicola, 2268 nucleotides. RefSeq lists its product as uncharacterized. Gene Ontology annotation, molecular function: transcription cis-regulatory region binding. The record is from RefSeq and is a predicted model, not a curated record. Gene Ontology annotation, cellular component: nucleus. NCBI's taxonomy places the organism in Eukaryota, Fungi, Basidiomycota, Tremellomycetes, Trichosporonales, Trichosporonaceae. Gene Ontology annotation, biological process: regulation of DNA-templated transcription. The coding region runs from base 1 to 2268 and encodes 755 amino acids. The transcript has 2 exons.
AUGUCCUCUGUCGCGUCACCUAGGCGGCCAAACGACGAGAACUCCAUUCCCUCGCACAACCGCGACACUCUCUUCAGUCAGCCAUCCUACAAGCACCAACUACCAACCCCCUCGCCACGACACCGUCAGCCACUGGCGGCUCUGGACCAAAAGCCCAACCUGUACCCCACCCCGUUUACCCCCGGGCACGCGUCGCGUCGGGUGAGCAUGCCUCCGCUGGGCGGCGGCGCGUCUCUGCCAGCCGAUGCCACGCCCGUGCGAGGGAUCGCCACCAAGGUCGACCCCGACGCGCGUGAACUUCCUCUGCCGAAAGGACUCGUUCUCCCACCCCCACCCCCACCACCUCAGGCUCCAAUGUACGCUCCCAUGCCAACGCCUACUCAGUCUCGGACCGCCCCUCGUGGAGGUCACAUGCACCACCCACCACCGGUCCUCCACUCGACCCCGCUCCACCACGGCAGCCACUCAAACAUGGGCAUGAACCAGACUCCCCGGUCAAUGUAUCUGUCUCACCCUCAGAGCACGCCAGCGCGCUCCACGGUCAUGUCUUACUCUUCGCCCUCGACCAUGUCACACAUACCAUCAACCCCUGAUCUCCGUUCCCCUUACCCACCUGGGCACCCGAUCGACCUUCAUGACCUCCUCCCCCCUGCAAAGUGGCAUGGUCCGUUGCCACCAGCCUACCUCAACCAGGGUGACAUGCCAAGCGGGGACAACAACGACGACAAUGCCAGCGGUGGCGGUGGCGAGCCGACUCCCAGCAGCACCUCGUCGCGUCGUGCCCUCGUCUCGUGCAACCCUUGGGACUACAAGGUCGAGGACCACGGCAAGAACAAGCCUCGUCGCCGCUUCUCGCCUGGUGAACUCGACAUGCUCGAGAUUCUGUGGACCAUUUCCCGCAACCCUCACAAGUGGCAGAGACAGAAGCUUGCGCGCUGGUUCGGAUGCACGACGCGUCACCUGACAGUCUGGUUCCAGAACCGCCGCCAGGAUCUGAAGAAGGCGGAGAGCCUCGCCGCGAUGGCUGAGAGCAACCCGGACACAGCGUCACGCGCCCAUGCUGCCCUCAGCCGCGCCAACCGUAGUGACCAGCACAAGUUUACGCAAGAGCAGUCUCAGGUGAUCUUGGACAUUGUGUCGGACCGUCUGCACCCCGACAUGUUGGUACUGCAGCACCCCUCGGGCUCGUCGCCCACGCCACACCACCACCGCGGCACGCCUUCACCGCCUUCGCACAACUUGCCGCUCUCUGACCGCUCUCGCUUGGCGCCGUACACCCCGGCCCCACCGGCAAUUGCCCCCAAGCCACUGCACCACUCGCACAUUCCAGGCCCUGCCUUUGUUCUCAAGCCUGUCCGUCGCGGAUACUCGCUGGACGAUGUCUGCACCGACCGUGAGAUGAGCAUGAAGCACCGGACACCUCCCGCUCGCGCACCCGUUGAAGGCUUUGAGCAGAUGAACAAGAACGACCCCCGAUACCGUGAUGCCCUGGUCAACAUGCUCCCUAGUGAGCUGUCGUCGGACGCAAUCGAGCCACCCGAAGACGAUGAGGAGUCGGUCGUCGACGUCGACUCGCCGACGCGCAAGCGCGCCCGCUACAACAUCGAGCUCUCUGCACCUCGGCCCACUCUGCCUCCUAUCGGCCUUGGUCGUCCUAUCCAUCAACGCAGCGGUUCGCGCUCGAGCUUCGGGCGCGCGUCAAGCUCUGACGUGCUAGCGUGCUCGUCUCGCGCGCGUUUCCUCGCCAACAACCCAACGAGCAUCCCACCUCGGGCGGUGACGGAUCCUGUGCCGUCACGCAGUGCCUCGGCCGGCCCUAUGCUCUCUGCAGUGCCUGAGCACCAGCGUAACCAGGCGCGCCUUCCGCCCCUGGCGUCGGUCACCGACAUGGGCCGCAAGCGCAAGCUUUCGCGUGGCGGCUCGUGGUCUCAUCUACUUUCGAUCAAGCACCAAGACUCGUUUGACCGUGCGCGCGCGGAAGCGACCAUUGACGAGCGCCAGAGCACGUCCCCAGUGCCCGAGCAGACGCGUUCGCCCACACCGACCGAGCGCGAGUUGGUCUCACCUCGUAGCGAGGAGGCGAGCAUCAAGGGCGUCAGCAUGGCUCCGUCGUCGGCGAGUGCCAAGCUGCAGCUCGCUCCCCAGGGCCGCAGCAUCUACUCUUUCUCCAAGGAACUUGAGCCCGAGACGAAGCGCGGCGCUGCGGAGAUGGACGAGCACGUCAUUGAGGGCGCACAAGCGCUCAUGGAGCUGCUCCGUGGGCGGUAA